ACUUUACAGUUCCCAGAGGAGGUGACAGUUUCUCCUGUGCUGUAAAAGGCCACGAGGAUUUGCACAGUGCUCAAGUCUGUGCUGAGGAAAAGUCCUGCUGGGAUGUGAAUUAUGUCAGCAGGAGAAUCUGCGCUCUGGAAGGUUCUUCAGUGAACAUUGCAACUGAAUACUCGCAUCAAGACAACUGGCUACCAGAGUUUAAAUUAUGGUAUAAAGUAAAGAGAAGUGGUGGAGAGAAUGUUGAACAUCUCACAACCAGUUCAGAUCGUCUGAGGUAUCAUGACAAAAUGAACAAAAGCCACAUCCUGAGAAUUACAAAUCUGAGGAAGAAUGACUCGGCAGAAUACAUAUUCUCACUCCAGCGUAAAGGUGAAGAAUGGAAACUGUCUGAUUUCUCUGGAGUCACAUUGGUUGUCACAGGUCUGAAAGUGACGUUUACUCCUUCUGCAGUGGUGACAGAAGGCCAGAGAGUCACACUGACCUGCAGUACCAGCUGUCCUCUCACUGACAACACAAACUACAUUUGGUUCCUCAACUGUCGACCUCUGACCCUGACAGAGACCCAAACCAAACACCUGGUGCUAGACCCAGUCAGCAGUCAGCAUGCAGGAAACUACUCCUGUGCUGUCAAAACCCAGAGAGACAUCACAUCCCCUGCAGAGACUCUCACUGUUCAAGGCCCAAAGAUGGAUGUUCCAAUGGCAAUAAUUAAUGCAGUCAGACUGACGGUUGCGUUGCUGAUCCCGAUUCCUCUUCUUCUCUUCCACCUGUGGAUGAGACGCGCUCGCAGUGUGAGAAUAUCUCAGUCAUGGUCAUGAGUCCUGCAGCACAGAGGGACCCAGCACACUCCAAGAAGACACUGUGUACUGUGUGGCUAAGCAUCCACACAGGAUGCUCCACACAGUGUGCAGCAGCUGCCUGUCUUUAUCAUUUAGGUACAAGCUGGGCUGAGAUGAUCUGAACAGUGCAAAGACACCUCUUAAAUCAGAUUGGGAGUGAAUGAUGGCUUUACAUGAAUUAUAAUGUUAAUGUGUGUCUGAUGGAUGUGAAUGUAAGUCAGGGCUUUGGCUUUGUCAGCUUGUUGUGCAGUUGUUCUUUCCCAGAGUGGCAAAACAAAUGAAUGCAGCUUGAUUUAAGGUUUGUUGUGUCAUUGUCAUUUUAACAGCUGCUUUAAUAUUAGCUGGGAUGUUUAUGUAGUGAAGAUGUAUUUUGCAGCUGCAACAGAUGGCCACAUACAGUUGGGGAAGAUAGGUAUUUAUCAGUCCUUUGUUAGGCUCCACAGAUGUAGCAGGAAAUUACAUAAUUGGGUGUUAAAAAAUAGGUGAAUAUAGAACUCUGGCAUAUGAUGAUUCAGUAACUUUUUCUACUGUCUGUUUAUAUUUGCUGUAUCAGUUCAUUAUGAAAUCCAUUUAAUAGCUUCUCUUAAGUUGUAUAAUCUCUUAUGUUUUUCCGAAUGUACACCAGAUUUUAAUUCAUAUUCUUGUCAAACAUCUAAUAUGUAAUCAUU
Epinephelus lanceolatus (giant grouper) is the source of this 1507-nucleotide messenger RNA. RefSeq lists its product as uncharacterized. The record is from RefSeq and is a predicted model, not a curated record. NCBI's taxonomy places the organism in Eukaryota, Metazoa, Chordata, Actinopteri, Perciformes, Serranidae.